Molecule: messenger RNA, 10002 nt
Organism: Dromaius novaehollandiae (emu)
Lineage: Eukaryota; Metazoa; Chordata; Aves; Casuariiformes; Dromaiidae
Gene: TRIM71
Product: tripartite motif containing 71
Exons: 5
Coding region: 1001-3613 (870 amino acids)
Biological process (GO): protein polyubiquitination; negative regulation of translation; proteasome-mediated ubiquitin-dependent protein catabolic process
Molecular function (GO): ubiquitin protein ligase activity; translation repressor activity; zinc ion binding
Source: RefSeq, a predicted model, not a curated record
CGGCGGCCGCAGCGGGGCCAGAGCAGCGCCGCCGCCAGCGCCGCGGGCCGCGCCGGGCCAUGCGCUCCCCCGCGCCCUGAGGCCAGGGCCGGGCGGCCCGGCUCGCCGCUCCGCAGCGCGAUGGCUCUCCGCGGAUCCUACGCCGCCCGGGACGGCGCUGCCGCAUCAAGCUGCCCUGGAUUGCAAAACCGGGGAGGGGGAACUGAACCGAGAUUUCCCCUUCCCCCCCGACAAGCACAGGUUUAAAGGCAAAGAGGAGGAGGAGGAGAAAAAAAACAACCCCAACGCCCCAAGAAGACAGAGUGAAACUUGAGUUUAAGCCGGCUUCCCCCGCCCGCGUCCUGCCGGCUCAGCCCCUCCGCGCCCGGCCGGGGCCUUGCACUGCCGCCCCGAGCCCUCCUCCGGCCCCGCGACCCCGAGCCCAGCCCGGCGGACGGAGGCGCCGUCCCCGCUGGAUGCGGGGGGGAGCAGGCGAUUGGCGCCCAUGCACUUUCUGUUUAGGAGGAAGACAAGUAACCAAGCCACGUUGUCAAACUGCUGACCCAAGGGGGACAUGAGAAGACUGUGUCAGGUAUAGACUGAUCUGGGGAUCGAUACAAUUUGUCUAAUGCAACGGGGGAUCGGGGGUUAAGUACACGGCGGGGAAGAGAGGAUCCAUUUGCUGAGAGGGAACGGGACGGCUACACCUUGAUACCAAAAAUACAGUCCCGGCAGCAGCGAAGUACGAGGCGAGGAUCCAGCUCCCUGCAGACCGCCGGAUCGAUGAUACCGUAUUUGCAAAACCGGCCCAUCGAUCCCACUUGGCAAAAGGACUGAUCGAUGCCAGCUCGCUCGUAAGCCGUUUGCAAAACUACCUUCUCCCCUCUCGGCUCUGAGCGCUCCCCGCCGCCUCCUCCCCCCGACACCCUUUUUGGGGCGAAGGGGGCCCACACGUGUCCCCCCCUCCCCCCCAGCACGCCCUCCUCCCUCCCGCCCCCUGCCCGCGCCAGGCCCGUCGCAAAUGGCUUCGUUUCCCGAGUCGGACUUCCAGAUCUGCCCGCUGUGCAAGGAGAUGUGCGGCUCGCCGGCCCCCCUCUCCUCCAACUCCUCCACCUCGUCGUCCUCCUCGCAGACCUCCAGCUCCUCCGCGGGCGGCGGCGGCGGCUCCUCCUGCGGGGGCCCGCCGCGGCGGCUCCACGUCCUGCCCUGCCUGCACGCCUUCUGCCGCCAGUGCCUGGAGGCGCAGCGGCACCCCGGCGCGGGGGACGCGCUCAAGCUGCGCUGCCCCAUCUGCGACCAGAAGGUGGUGAUCUCGGAGCCCUCGGGCAUGGACGCGCUGCCCUCCUCCAACUUCCUCCUCAGCAACCUGCUGGACGUCGUCGUCGUGGCCGCCGCCGCCGACGAGCAGAAGAACGGCCGCGCCGCCGCCGCCGGCCCCGCCGCCGGCUCCGGCGCGGGCGGCGGCGGCGGCAACAACCGCCACCACGGCCGCCCGCCGCCGCCGCACCGCGCCGGCUCCUCGCCCGCCGCCGCCGCCGCCUCCGCGCCCCCCUCGACGCCCGCGGCGGCGGCGGGCGGCGGCUCGGCGGCGCUGCUGCUGCGGCGGCCGCACAGCCGGCAGGGCGAGCCGCGCUGCAGCUCCUGCGACGAGGGCAACGCGGCCAGCUCCCGCUGCCUCGACUGCCAGGAGCACCUGUGCGACAACUGCGUGCGGGCGCACCAGCGCGUCCGCCUCACCAAGGACCACUUCAUCGAGCGCUUCGCCGCCGCCGGCCCCGCCGCGCCGCUCGCCCUCAGCCCGCCCUACCCCGCCGCGCCCUACAACAUCCUCUCCGUCUUCCCCGACCGCGCCAGCUACUGCCAGCACCACGACGACGAGGUGUUGCAUUUCUACUGCGAUACCUGUUCUGUCCCCAUAUGUCGGGAAUGUACCAUGGGACGACAUGUGGGUCACAGCUUUAUCUACCUCCAAGAUGCCCUCCAGGAUUCCAGGACUCUCACCAUCCAGCUCCUGGCAGAUGCUCAGCAAGGACGACAGGCUAUUCAACUGAGCAUUGAACAGGCCCAGGCUGUGGCAGAGCAGGUUGAGAUGAAAGCUAAGGUGGUACAGUCUGAAGUCAAAGCAGUGACAACUAGACAUAAGAAGGCCCUGGAAGAGCGGGAGUGCGAGCUGCUUUGGAAGGUGGAAAAGAUUCGUCAAGUCAAGGCUAAGUCACUCUACUUGCAAGUUGAGAAGUUACGUCAGAACCUGAAUAAGCUGGACAACACUAUUAGUGCUGUCCAGCAGGUCCUGGAGGAGGGCCGUACCAUGGAUAUUCUUCUGGCACGGGACCGUAUGCUGGCUCAGGUGCAGGAGCUGAAGAAUGUGAGGGGCCUUCUCCAGCCACAGGAGGAUGACCGGAUCAUGUUUACUCCCCCUGAUCAGGCAUUGUAUAUGGCCAUUAAAUCAAUGGGCUUUGUCAGCAGUGGGGCUUUUGCUCCUCUGACCAAAGCUACUGGGGAAGGCCUCAAGCGUGCACUGCAGGGCAAAGUAGCCUCUUUCACAGUGAUAGGCUAUGACCAUGAUGGUGAGCCUCGCCUUUCUGGAGGCGACAUGAUCUCUGCAGUGGUGAUGGGCCCAGAUGGAAACCUGUUUGGGGCAGAUGUCAGUGAUCAGCAGAAUGGGACCUACCUGGUCAGCUAUCGUCCACAGAUGGAGGGAGAGCACCUGGUGUCCGUGAUGAUGUGCAACCAACACAUCGAGAACAGCCCCUUCAAAGUCAUGGUGAAAUCUGGCCGCAGCUACAUUGGUAUUGGGCUACCUGGGCUCUCGUUUGGCAGCGAGGGAGACAGCGAUGGCAAACUCUGCCGCCCCUGGGGCGUUAGUGUAGACAAAGAAGGCUACAUCAUUGUUGCUGACCGCAGUAAUAACCGUAUCCAGGUGUUCAAGCCAUGCGGGACUUUCCAUCACAAGUUUGGCACACUGGGCUCCCGGCCUGGCCAGUUCGAUCGGCCCGCUGGCGUGGCCUGCGACAUCUCGCGUAGAAUUGUUGUGGCUGACAAGGACAAUCAUCGUAUCCAGAUCUUCACGUUUGAGGGGCAGUUCAUUCUGAAAUUUGGGGAGAAAGGAACCAAGAAUGGGCAAUUCAAUUACCCAUGGGAUGUGGCUGUCAACACCGAGGGCAAAAUCCUGGUCUCCGACACAAGGAACCAUCGUGUUCAGCUGUUUGGGCCUGAUGGUGUGUUUCUGAACAAGUAUGGCUUCGAAGGGGCACUCUGGAAGCACUUUGAUUCCCCCAGAGGUGUGACUUUCAAUCACGAGGGCCACUUGGUAGUGACAGACUUCAACAACCAUCGCCUUUUGGUCAUCCAUCCAGAUUGCCAGUCAGCGCGCUUUCUGGGCUCGGAGGGUACUGGGAACGGCCAGUUCCUGCGCCCCCAGGGAGUGGCGGUGGAUCAAGAGGGGCGCAUCAUUGUGGCCGAUUCCAGGAACCACCGGGUGCAGAUAUUUGAGUCAAAUGGUAGCUUUUUAUGCAAGUUUGGCACUCAGGGAAGCGGCUUUGGUCAAAUGGACCGUCCUUCAGGUAUAGCCGUCACCCCUGAUGGCAUGAUUGUUGUGGUCGACUUCGGAAACAAUCGAAUUCUCGUCUUCUAAUCUGUGUUUGAAUUAGGAAGAAACUGUCUCAGGGAAAUUCUUCUAAGAGAAAAUGAAAAAAUACAACGUUAAUUCAAACCUACCUCAUCUUUAAUUUUUUUACAGAUGAAUGUACUUAUCUUUUCUGCAGGGAGUGAGCCUGUAAAGUUAAAUUCUAUCUACCUCAUUGUCCUCCCUUCCCUCCCCUGUUUUUUCUCCCCCUUCCCCUCCCCACAUACUCACAGUUCAGAAAAUUUUACCUCUCCCCCGGAUGGGGUUUCAUGCACAAACAUGUGUUGCUGUGCACAUUAGGUGAUUUGUGUGGUGAAUUCUGUAGACUAAGCCAAAAAGGCUCUAUAUAGUUUUUUUUAAUGGAGGGAGGAAAAAAAAUAAGUAAUAGGUAUUUUGUAGAGAAUUUGUGUUCUUGAUCAUACUGCAGUUCUGUGGGUUGGGGACAUGGGAGGGGGGAAUUUUUUUGAAUUGCUGCUGCAGCAGAGAACUCUUUCCUGUUCUCCUUUUUAUACCUCAGUGUGUUUGAUUUACUGGUGAGCAGUGUCUUGUUUCCAGAAGACUAAACGAUUUGUGAAAGUGAGUGGGAUUCACUCGCCAGAAAGAGCAAGUUCGCAUCUUUUUUUUGGCAUUUCUGUGUAUUUUUCUAAAAAGCAGUAAUCAAACAGCACAAAGCAAAGCUGAUAAAAAUGCACAAUAUUUCUUUAAGUUUAAACCAAAUUAUUCAUUUUAGUGGCUUAGUACAGUCAUUAUAAAGUUUAGAUAAAAAGCAAGGCUUCCUUUAAUGUAUCCUGUCCUUUGAGUAUUUUUUUUUUUACCACUUUCACCUGAAAGUUGUUAGGUUGUUUGUUUGUUUAGACCGUUGCUAUUGUUUUUUUUUUUUUUUUAAUCAGUAUGUGCAACUAAUUUGGAUAGCAGCAGAGGUUACAAGGAGCAUCGAAGUAGGGAAAAUCAAACCCUUGAUUUAAGGUUGUUUCUUGUGAAAUGACUAGCUUUUAUUUUUUUCUUCCCCUCCCUGUAGAGAGACUUUAAGGGAAUAAAGUUGAAUGGAUUUGUUAAAGCAAAGUGGUACCUUUUCCAAAAAUAAGAAUAAGCACAGCUUUGGAGAUUCAGGGUGCGUUUCAGAGAAGUCCACAGCUUUUGUCUUUUAAAGAGGAUUGCAAUACCUUGAUCAGUGACAGAAUAUAAUUCAUCUCAUCCUCUGCUUCCCUCAAGAGCUGGAUUGAAAUGUUCAGGAAGCUUUAUUUUAGUUUUUAGGGUGGGGCAGGCCUGUGGCCGUAUGUACUGUUUUGCUAUAGAUCUAAGUAAAAAGUUACCAGCAUAAAGCAAGCUAGAUACACAUAAAGCUUUGCUGCUUUAUUCCAGGGCAGUACCAAAGAAUUCUGUGUAAAAUAAAUUAAUCUGAUUCUUUAAAGCUUGGGGGCAGGGGGGACUAGCCUUAUUAGGGAUAUAAACUUUUUCUGAGAAGCAGAGACUUUUUGGAAAGGUUUGGGAGAAUGGAGAUCAUCUUAGUAAAACCAUGUUGACAGUGAAUCCCUGGAGGUCUUUAGUUUGUUCUUCAGUUUCUUGCAUUCCAGUUUAGCUCUUAGUACCGAUGUGGUCUCUAGAGAGCUGUUGCUUCACCCUCUGGAUAGGACCUUUGGUGGCAAACCGGAAUGGUUAAAGUAGGGAACAGAGGGCUUUUCAAUCACACAGCAAUGGAAGAGUUCACACAUCCGUACUCUUCUCCUUGGAAAUGCUGUGAGAUUUGCAUUAUUGUUUGCAAGAGAAGAUCUCUGAAACAGAAGCAAGGUUAUUGUCAGAAAGGCUGAAGUGCCUUACCGCCCUCCAAGGAAAGGGUUCAUCUCUUUGCCAGCCACCAUGCACAAAAGUGACCUGAGAUUGAAAGGCUCUUUACAAGUUUGUGAGAAAUCACAAGGUGCACUUUCCUUGUUGCUGCUUUCCCCUCCAAGGAGUGUUAACUUUCUGGGUUUUGUAGAAAUCCUGAUGCUGUGUGCAGGCAGAUAGCUGCUGCUUAGAAGGAGGCUUAAACUAAAGGGCUGGAGAGCGACAGCGAUACAAUGAGAUGGCUAAACCUCUUUUAAAAGAAGGGUGAGAAAAACACCUUAAUUAAAUAAGAUAAAAUAACUGUGCUGCCUUUUAGCCAAAGCCUCAAGGAAGCAAACUCUUCAAAGCAGUAUGUUUCAGCUAGGCUUAAUCUUAGGAUAGCAUGGUUUAAAAAUUAUCUUUUAAAGGAUGAUCUUUUAUAGAGAUGUCUGUCAUUAAACUUGUGUGGCCAUUCAAAAUAUGGGUAUGAGAGAAAACUAAUUUACAUUUAAUUCUUUCAAGUUUUACUUCUGUAUGUGCCUCCCUUCUUGGUGGUGGCCUGCAGUUGUGACAUGUCCAUGUUUGUCUUGUCUUAUUCAGUCCAAGAAUUAUUUGUAACUUGGGCUGUGAAAACUAAUUAGCCUGCAAGACCUAGAUACCAAAGAAAACUGGUUUUAAAAGCUUUAAUGUUUAGUUUGCAGUGUCCUUGCAUUUAUCCUACCAUGUCUUAAUAAAAAUGCCUGGUCUCUUCCUAUCUUGACCAGAGUGGCUGUCAGUGCUGGAGUAUGGCUAGAAAUGCUCUUGUGCUUUAAUGCUUAUUGGGUCCCACCCCUUUCUCUGAGCUUGGGGAAGGGAAUUUUUGGAGAGAAAGUUAAGCAUGUUUGGCAUCUUCAUGCUGAACUGUAGAAACAUUCUUGUCUUUCUUCAACCUGUAGUGCUUAGAUGAUGGCAGACACUGAAGUUGCCCUUUGCUGUUUUGUAUGGAUCCAUUGCCCAAACCACCAGUCCCGUUCUUCUAUCAGGAAGAGGAAUGACUUGAUCUUUAAGUUGCUGUCUAUUUAAUUUUGGUGAAUUUGCCUACAAACCAGAUGAUUAGGCCUCAAGUUCUUGACCUCACAUGUUGGGGAGCUUUUUGGUUUUAAAAACACUACUAUUUAGCUACCCAAAUUAAUUUCUAAUCUGUUUGUCAUAGAUGGUGCUAAGCACACUUGGUCUCAUUGAUAAGUAGUAUAGCUUAUAAAAUGGAAUGUUUUAUAUGCAAUGAAAAUAAGUAGCAAAAAUAUUAUACAAGCUUAAUGCCAACAUCAGAUGCCCCAUAGGGGCUUUUAAAAAGUAAUACGUGGAUCAUAAACAAGAUUCAAACCUGGCUCUUUUUUUUUGUUUUUUUGUUUUUUUGUUUUUUCCCCCAUGCAUGUUCUCAGGCUAAUGCCCCAGUAUCGUAAUGUGUGUGGUAAAAGAGGGUACAGAGGAAAAGCAAAAGUGUGAAGUUGGAUUGCAGACCAAGUGUACAGAGUAGUCUGAACUAGUGGAAAUGGCUGGGAGAAAGGUGUGAGAUGAGCUUGUUCCUCUCUCUUAGCUCUGGCGUUGGGGAUCAAUAGAUUUGGAUUAGCAGACUUGUCUACUUUGAACUCCCAAAGGAAUUUAACUAUGCCAAGUUAAACCAGUGGCUCUCAGUAAACUUUUUUUUUGAUGAAACAUUAUCAGUGGUCAGAUUCUUGCUUUUGCAGGUUCAGCCUAUGGAGCAAUCCUGCCCUUUCUCAGAACCGUUUAAGCAGGAAUUUCAGUAGCAAAUAAGCAGAUAAUUUUACUGCUUUUAUUUAGUACCCUUUAAGUAUAAUUUAUUUGGGAAGCCUGUGAACCUAAACUAUAAAUAAGGUGGAGGGUGGGAUAACACACAAAAACUAAUGCAUAUUUUAGGGCCAGACAUAACCAAGUUGGGAGAAAGAAGAACAAGGCACUUGGAUAUGGCAUUCCUGUGGAAUUGCUGGAAAAUGGGCCCAGUCUCUUUAGCUAAAUUUGAACCAAAAUUGAUUAAUCUCUAAAGACAGCAGGUUUAUAGGCUUAUCUGGCCAUAUCUUAUUUUACUGCUUCUAAUGAUCAUGAGAUUUCUGUGUUUAGUUCUGGGUGGGUGUUUUUUUUUUUUUUUUUUUUUUUUUUUAAGUGCCAAAGUGUCUGGUUUUGUGGGUGGUGUGUUUUUUUUCUUUUUUUUUUUUUUAAGGAGUGUAAGCCAAAUGGUGCCAAAAGAAAAUAGGGUAUUUAAAAAUAGAGAUGUUUAGACAAACAGUUUGGAGCUGUAUAAAAAAUGAACACUGGUACUUGCUUUAGACAAAUAUUGUACCUUUGGUCUUUGAGUCCUUGGGAGUUUGAAACCCAGUUUGCUGUGGUACAAAAUGCACAACUAGAGAUGCCACUUUUUUUUUCUUGAAGUUCUACCUCAAUUUGCAGAACUAAAUCAUCUACCUCAAUCAUCAGACAGGUUUGAGAAAUAAUUGAGAAUCUGUGUGGGGGAAGGAUUCAUCCUGCCUGUUGGACAAGCAUUUUAAUUGAAACAAGAUACUAAGUGUGUACAAUGUGGUGACUUCUUGCUUUUUUUUAAAUUUUCCACUGCCUGCCCAUGGAAAUAUUAAACUGUCCUUGCUAGAGAAACUGUAAAUAAAACCAAAUGUUCAUCUAUUGGACUGAGCAAAUAGAAACACUUUAGAGUUUGUUCUGCUUUCACUAUGAAGUAUGAAAAUGUAAACUCUUUUCAGUAUUAUGACACUACUAGCUGACACGACAUACUUCAUUUUCAUUUGCAGAGUUCCUAUGUCCUUAAGACCUUUAGGUCUCCUCUCUACAAGAGAAAAAUUUACUUUUAUGCAUGCCUACAAAUAUGCCCAGUUUGGAAAGACAAAGGUUAUGAUUUCUGUAAACACAAUGCUGUACCAAAUGCUUGAAGGGAAUAAGAUACUGAUUUUUUUUGACUUGGUGAUUGUAUUUGUAGUUUUCUUGACACAAUGGGAUUUUUUCCACCAUGACAGAGCAACCAAGUUCCUAUUCCUGGAGAGCAGUUUAGGUUCUGAUAUUCUUUGGAGAGGCAGUUUAAAACCAGUACGUUGGGGUUUUUACGCGACUUUAAUAGUGACAUGCAACAUGCCCUGUGUUUUACCUGUGGAGUAAAGUUGCAGAAGCACAUUAUCACAAUAUUGUAUUGAAAAUCUUUUUCCUCCCUUAGUUGUAUUUGGGGGUGACAGAAGUGGGUACAGGAAAUCCCUAAUAAUGAUAGACUGGGUUUGGUAAAUGUUAUGGUGGAAAACGUACAUUGUCUCUAAGUGAUCUUACGGGUUAACAAGCCAGAUUGGCAUCUCUUUCCAUCAUUGUUUAACCAAUAAUGGUUCUAAAAAUGCUUUGUGUACCUGCAUGGUCUUAGACCUUCUAUUAAUGAUUGUAUCAACCUACAAACUCAGGUAGAUAAUUUUUUAAGCUCUUUUCAUAGAGCCUUACUGACUGAAUGUUAAGUGUCUGUGUAGUGAUGUAGUUAAGUAUCUUCCUUUUGAACUACCAGACUAGUUUAAAAAAAAAAAGUCCUUUUCUAGGUUUGUAGAAUACUUCUCAGACAGCGUAGUAGUUCUCCCUUCAGAGGGAGAGAUGUCUGUUCCUGGGUUUUGUUUUUAGUUUCUUUUCUAAAAUGACUAAGAAGUUUUUAACUAGUUUGUAAGGUGUGCUUAGUCACCCAAGUUGGUGGGGGUUUCUUACGGUAUGUGACUAUUGUUUGUACUGUGCAUUACCUGCCAUGCCCUGCUUUGUUAGUGCACAAUUCGCUGCAAGUAGUGAGGGUGCUGGACUCAUCCCUACAGUUUAAUGUGGUCUUUUUUGUUCAGGUGUUAAAUAAGUAGAAACUGGAAGCCUUGAACAAAUGGAGGUUGUCCAAAUGAAACCAGUGUGACAAACUUGCAUUUUCUCACCUUGUCGAAAUGACCGUAGAUGUAUGGCUCCAUCUUAUACACUAGUAAUUAAGUCUUAUAAGUUUUGUUGUCUUGAUGCAGGUUGGCAUCAGGAUCCAGAAUGACUUUGUGAUAUUGGGCGUCUUGAACCAACUGAAUUGGUUUUGUAGUUUCCUGUUCUGCUGCAGUUGUAUUUCUCUUCUACUUUAGUGAUUAAUCAUGCUGCUCUCCUAAUAAUAAUAAAAACAUCUCAGCAGGACAGACAGUGCUCUGCUUUUAAUGAGCUGCUCGGAGCAUUUAUAACUAACUGAUAAUGAAACUGGCUCUGACGAACUCCCAUUCUCCAAAAAGGGCAUCUCAUUUCUACUUGGACAAAGUGACAUUUUUAAACUUAAGAUGUUGAGUACCACAAAGAAGAAAGCAUGACAGGUUUUGUGCAAACUUUUGUGUAGGAUAAGUGAGCAAAAUGUUAGAACUCUUGUGUUAAUGGAGGCUUCUGAAUGUAUCUUUGUGGUCCAUAGGGAAGGCUGAAGGAUGUAGCAAGGAGAUGACGUAUCAGCUACUGGCAGCCUUAAAACAAAGUCAGUGUCUCUCUGGACUUUAAAAUGUUCCUAUGCAGUUUAUUUUAUUUUUGUUUAAUCAAAUAAAUGUGAGGAGUUUUUUUCAUGGCAA